GGCGGAGUUGGAGGCGGAGCAUUUACCGGCGGCAGCCUCUGCCUAGUACACUGGAGUCGCUGCGAAACGGAGAGACGGAGACUCUUGGACUGGAGGCAUGAUGGAGGCAAAGCAGGCGGCGCCCGACCGGCUCUCCUCCCUCCCAGCGGAGCUGCAGGACGAGAUCCUCAUCCGCCUCGACCUCAGGGACGCCGUGCGCACCUCCGCGCUCUCCCGCACCUGGCGGGACCUCUGGAAGUCGCUCUCGGUGAUCUCCCUCUCCUUCCCCUUCGGCACGCACCCUUCCGUCGUCGACAGCGUCCUCCUCCGCUACAUCGGCCCCCGCGUCUCUCUCUUCCGCAUCUGUGUCGACGACGCAUGUGCCGACCGCAUCGACGACUGGCUCAUCGCGCUCUCCCGCUACCGUGUCGAGUCCAUCGACAUGUGUGGCACACUCAGAUCACUCGGCAACUUCAAUCUCUACUCCUCCAUCUUCUCCUUAGGUGAUCUCGUGUCUCUGCUGCUGAAAAACUGCCGCAUCCCACCCCUCCCCGUAGGAUUCCCCGGCUUCCCCGCGCUCCAGAAGCUAGUCCUCGCCUAUGUUAUCUUCCCAUCGAACGGGUUCAAACAAUUGGAGGCUAUCAUUCGUCGCUCACCCUUGCUUCAUACCCUGCAUAUGUUUGACGUGUUCAUCCCUGGUGAAUACCCAGACUCAGUGAUCGAGGCGCCCAAUCUCCGUGUCCUGUCAAUCUAUUCACCGUAUGACUAUCGAUGGCGAUUUGGAGAGCUGUCGUGUCUCGAAUAUGCCAACAUUCAUGUGUUCCACUGUCCGCAGCAUGAACAUGAUUUUGGAGUUUUCCUUGCUCGGUUUGCUCACGUUCAAAAGUUCGGUCUCUUCUCUCCGGCUGUCGAUGUUAAGAUGCCUUAUACACUUCCAUUCACCUUUUAUAACUUGAAGAAAUUGCAGUUAUGUGUGGAUUUCAAUGAAAUUCACUCCAUUUUGUCCAUGUUUACCAUGCUAAGGAGCUGUCACAACCUUCAAAACUUAAAAAUAGAGUCGCGGCACGACAGUUAUGAGAGUUUUGAGGCAGAUUGGGAGUUCUUAAAUGCUCUGUGGACUGAUGGCAUGUGUGCCAAUCUUCAAAUUGUGCGCAUGAUUGAUAUCAUUUCGCUUCCGAAUGAAACUUCAUUUAUGAAGCUUAUACUUUCUAAAGCAACUCUUCUUCACACAUUAUAUGUUGGCGCACACCCAUAUGAUUUUGAUGAUCACAUAAUUGACAUGCUAAAAUGCGAAAGAGCUUCAGCUCAAGCUCGUGUACAGUUUGAAGGUUCGGAGCAACAGUGGUAGAUGUGGUGGCAACAUUGGUUCGCUUGAAUGAGACAAGACCCGCUUUUCCUGCACCCUGCUGAAGUGUUUUUUUGUUUGUCUCCGUCAUCACAAUGAUACACGAAUCAUGUAGAAAAUGGCUUAUCCAGGGAACCGGCUUGAUUUGUUUGUCUUGUUGAGAAGAAGCUGAUGUGGUAUUAGUUGUUCAUUUGUUCAUUAGGGAUAUCCGUGGCAGCAAGCGCCCAGAGUCGUUUGGUUUUUGCCUGAGUAGGUGAAAUUCGGACCUCCAGAACUUGUUGCUUGCUGAGCUCGCCAUGGAGUGUUUGUUUCUAGCUAACGUUCUUCUCUGUUUGGUGAAAGCUGCUCCCCUUUACUUCAUACUCCUGUUUGUUUUGUUGUCCGGUUCCAGUUAACGAGCUGAAUCUAUUUCCAACAUUAGUUUCCCUGAUUUCUAUUUG
Messenger RNA from Zea mays, 1764 nucleotides. RefSeq names its product F-box protein family-like protein. The record is from RefSeq and is marked predicted. Lineage: Eukaryota; Viridiplantae; Streptophyta; Magnoliopsida; Poales; Poaceae. The transcript has 4 exons. Gene Ontology annotation, molecular function: protein binding. The coding region runs from base 98 to 1327 and encodes 409 amino acids.